Molecule: messenger RNA, 3011 nt
Organism: Telopea speciosissima
Lineage: Eukaryota; Viridiplantae; Streptophyta; Magnoliopsida; Proteales; Proteaceae
Product: probable LRR receptor-like serine/threonine-protein kinase At1g06840
Exons: 21
Coding region: 82-2937 (951 amino acids)
Biological process (GO): protein phosphorylation
Molecular function (GO): ATP binding; protein kinase activity; protein binding
Source: RefSeq, a predicted model, not a curated record
UUUUAAGCUCUUGCGUUCAGGGUUUUCCGAUUGGUGGAUUAGAAUUCGACGACAUGUGAAAGCUUUAGACAGGGUAUCAAGAUGUUAGGAGUGAAAGUUUGUGUAUCGGCAUUUGUUCUAGCUGUUUCAAUUUGUUCCUUUCAACUUCUUGUUGCAGCAAAGACUACCAAUCCAUCCGAAGUCAAUGCAUUACGAGCUAUCAAGAGCAGCUUAAUUGAUCCUAUGAAGCAUCUUGCUAACUGGAGGAAGGGGGAUCCAUGUACAUCACAUUGGACAGGAGUUUUGUGCUCCGAUACAGUUGGAGCAGAUGGAUACAUGCAUGUAGAACAAUUGCAACUGCUAAAUAUGGAUCUCUCUGGAUAUUUAGCACCUGAAGUUGGUCAUCUAUCCAAUAUUACAGUAUUAGAUUUUAUGUGGAAUAAUAUAACUGGGAGUAUACCAAAGGAGAUUGGGAAUAUUUCAACUUUGCAGCUCUUGCUUUUGAAUGGCAACAAAUUCUUUGGUUACUUACCGGAUGAGAUUGGAUAUCUUCAUCAAUUAAAUAGGCUCCAGGUAGACCAGAACCAAUUAUCAGGACCAAUACCAAAAUCAUUCUCAAACUUAAACGAACUUCGACAUCUCGACUUGAACAACAACUCAAUUUCUGGGAGAAUUCCAUCUGAGCUUUCCAAUUUAACGAAUCUUUUUCACUUGUUUCUAGACAAUAAUAACUUAUCAGGUUCUCUUCCAUCGGAGUUGUCUAACUUGCCAAGCUUGCGGAUAUUACAACUUGAUCACAACCACUUUGUUGGGGCUGAGAUUCCAGCUUCUUAUGGCAACAUGUCAAAACUAUUCAAAUUAAGCCUUAGGAACUGCAGUUUGCAAGGUUCUAUUCCUGAUUUAAGUGGGAUGAAAUGCCUUCACUAUUUAGAUCUUAGCUGGAAUCUUUUGUCUGGAUCCAUACCAUCACACAGGGUUUCUAAUAAUAUCACGACUAUUGAUUUGUCAAACAACCAUCUUAAUGGGUCAAUACCUGCGAAUUUAUCAGAUCUUCCAGACCUGCAGUACCUGUCACUUGCGAACAAUUUGUUGAGUGGCUCUGUAUCUUCUACCAUUUGGCAGAAUAUGACCUUCAGUCCCACUGCAAGACUCAUAUUGGAUUUCCGAAACAAUUCUCUUUCAAACAUUUUGGGGGAUCUUAAUCCUCCUGCAAAUGUCAGCAUAAGCCUUCGAGACAAUCCUUUCUGUCAACAUGCAAGUCAAGCAAACAUAACAUACUUCUGUGGAUAUGAAGUUGGAGGCAGAAAUACAAGUGGCAACUCAACCAACCAAUCAAGUGGUUGUCUGAUCCAAGCAUGUCCUGCAGAUUUCUUUGAAUAUGUUCCAGCAUCUUCCAAGCAAUGCUAUUGUGCAGCACCUCUUAAAAUUGAUUAUCGUCUGAAGAGUCCAAGCUUCUCAAAUUUUCCUCCUCAUGAACAUCAAUUUAAGACGUAUCUGGCUAAUUCCCUCAAUUUGGAACUUUAUCAGGUAUUUGUUAAUUAUUUUAUCUGGGAACCAGGCUGCAGGCUAAGGAUGCACUUGAAGAUUUUCCCUACAUACCGCUCAAAUGAAUUUAAUAGAAGUGAGGUUCUACGGGUCAGGCACAUGUUUACAACAUGGAAAUUUCCUCCUGACAACUUUUUUGGACCAUAUGAUCUGCUCAACUUCACUCUUUUGUGGCCUUAUUCUAGUGUGGCUUCUGAGCCCCAAAGCUCAUUGAUAAGCAAGGGUGUGCUGGCUGGUAUUGUAUUAGGGUCAGUUGCUUGUGUAGUUUCAGUUUCUGUUUGUCUCGUUGCAAUUCUUGUCACUAGAAGACGCGCAACAAGCUACCAUCACAUGUCAAGAGAACGAGCAUCAUCAAGAAGUUCAGUCAAAAUUGAUGGCGUGAAGGACUUUACCUUUAAAGAAAUGGCGCUUGCUACAGGCAAGUUUAGUGACUCAGCUCAAGUUGGUCAAGGAGGUUAUGGGAAGGUUUACAAAGGCAUCUUACCUGACAAAACAAUUGUGGCCAUUAAGCGUGCUCACGAAGGAUCCUUACAAGGUCAAAAGGAAUUCUUAACAGAAAUAGAAAUUUUGUCAAGGUUGCAUCACCGAAACCUGGUUUCAUUGCUUGGAUAUUGUGAUGAAGAACAGGAACAGAUGCUGGUUUACGAGUUCAUGCCUAAUGGCACACUGCGGGAUUGGCUUUCUGCUAUAUCAGAAGAUAGUCUGAGUUUCGGUACAAGGUUGCGCAUUGCAUUGGGUUCCGCCAAAGGCAUCCUAUAUCAUCAUACUGAAGCAGAUCCUCCUAUCUUCCACCGGGAUAUCAAGGCUAGCAACAUACUUCUGGACUCGAAGCUUGACGCUAAGGUUGCUGAUUUUGGACUCUCACGGCUUGCACCAGUUCCAAAUGACGACGGUGCUAUACCUGAUCAUGUAUCCACAGUUGUGAAGGGCACUCCGGGCUACCUCGAUCCGGAAUACUUCUUGACCUGUAAGUUAACGGCUAAGAGUGAUGUCUAUAGCCUUGGCGUUGUAUUUCUUGAACUCUGGACAGGGAUGAAAGCAAUAGCACAUGGUAAAAACAUCGUUCGUGAGGUGAACAUGGCAUACCAAUCUGGUAAAGUGUUCUCAAUCAUAGACAACCGGAUGGGCUCUUAUCCCUUUGAAUGCGCCGAAAAGUUCUUGGCUUUGGCUCUCCGGUGUUGCCAAGAUAAAAACGAUGCGCGACCUUCAAUGUCAGAUGUUGUUAAGGAGCUAGAGAACAUACUUUCUAUUAUGACUUCAGAGUCUGAUAUCAUUUUGCCAGAAUCCUCAACAACUCAUUCUGAAAGUUUGACACCACCAUCUUCAUCAGCCUCGGUACCAAAACAUGUCUCAUUUGAUGUUUCAGGCGGUGAUCUUGAUAGUGGUGUUAUCCCUACCAUCACACCUUGCUGAAAAGUAAAGGACAAAAAAAAAAGUCAAGUUCUCCAUAGCUGUGAUUUGUAGAUAUCAAGAAAUGGUUAAAUGCA